AUGGAAUUUGAGAGGAUGAGCCAAGAGAUCCAAGAAGCUGUCUACACAACUUUCCAGCGGCCUGUCCUGACACGCCUGAACACCGGUGGGCUAACCUGCGUUCCAGAGGCCAACAGCAGCACAGCUUGGUUGGAUGCUAACCUGGGCCGAUUUAGCCAAUUUGCCACAUAUCAGGACCUGGUUACUCUCAACACUGAGUUUGAUGGGCUCCAAGUCCUGGACCGGCUCACUUUGAGGCAGCUGGCUCAGCUUGCAGCUGCCAAAGGUGCCUUAAAUGAGACCAUGGUGGAGGAAUUUCCAAACAACUUCCCUUGUCAGGAGUCAUUAUUGAACAGGACCAAGGAGGUCAUUGAGAUUAGCCUUUCUUUACUGACCAAUGGCAACGUUUCUGUGGCCACAUGGACAGAUGCACGGACGUUAUUCUAUUUCUAUUUCCUUCAAAGUAAACUUCUCCCUACAGAGAACACCAGCUGCCCAGCCUUUCAAGCCAUUGUGAGCAAUGGUCCGCGUAUCCUGAAGGGUCGGGAAGAAGAGGUAUAUCAUCACAUCUACUCCUACCUGACUGGUACCCAGUCCAGGCCCCGGUGUUACAAUCUAAGUGAUCCCCUUAGCCACGGCUGGUUCACAGCCUACUUGGGUCAUUAUAUCCACCUGAGCAGUGUUGAUGACAUCCGUGACUUCCUGGGCUAUGACCAGCAAUUGUUGCAGAUGCUAGCCUCUCAACAGGACAGCCUCCAGCUGUUCAGUCAGCAGGACAUCCCCAGGAACGUGAUGUGGACACUCACCUCUGCUCUUCUGGCUGAGACCCCUAACAUCACUGUCUCUGAGCUCCCAGACAAGUUCCUCUGCUUCUCACCUGAGGCCCCUGCCCUCCAUUCCCUUGGAGAAGAGGCCCUAUGGAAGGUUAUAAGGAAACUGAAUGACAAUUGUAGGCCUUCCCAUAGGACUGACACGGAUGUCCUGCGAGCCCCUUUGCCCCCUGCUCGGCAGUUGGCCACUCUGCUUGUGGGCCAGAUCCCGGCAUUUAACCAGAGCACCCUUGUUGCCCUGGGUCAGCAAGCAGUGGGCCUGACCAAGGGACAGAUCGCCAUGCUGUCUGAGGAGGACGUGGCUGCCUCAGUGGAGGCUCUUGGGAAAGUCAUUGGAUGGGACCAGGGCCAGGUGAACGAGUUGGUGUCCAAGCUUACACCUGAGCAGCUCCUGGUUGGCAAACUGGAGACGCUGGGAUCCCUGGUACCUGGCUUACCCACUGCUGUACUCUGUGCCCUUUCCCCUGCAAAUGCCUCUCACCUUGCCAGAGCUUCCACCUUCCUCCGUGGCCUCCGAGGUGCCCCCGCCUAUCUGAAGAGGGUCUUUACUAACAGGAUUGUCUUUCACGCGCUGCCCGUCACCAAAAUCGUGGAGAUUGUGCCCCCGGAGCUGGUGCCCCUGAUCCCCAGCUCCUUCCUGCUCUGGGACAAUCUCACUACAGCCAACCUGUCAGCCAUCACUGAGCAACCAUGGGAACCAGAACAGACAGGUUACGUAGUGCCCCGGGGCCUUGUCCUUCUUAUGUCUCUGACUGCACACUGCUCUUCUCCUCAGGCCUCAGGCUUCUUCCAGCAAGGGCUGGCCUCCAGCGUGGGCAGCCAAGUGGCCCGCCUUUCUGCCUCCAUCUUACAAGGUUUCCAGUGCAAGGAGGUCAGUCAACUAAACCCGGCUCAGUUUUCUUCCCUUGUUAGGGAAGUGCAGAAGCAGAAGGCCAUCUUGAAUGUCAGACAGCUGAGUUGUAUGGCAAACCUCCUGGCCCUCCAUAACUUGACAAAUGACUUUGCUGACUAUCCGCCAGACCUGCUGCUCUUCUAUGACCUGAGACACGUGGACAAAGCCAAAUGCCGGGAGUUCAUCAGCAGGGCCUCCCAGGGGAACCUUACCCUCCUGUCUGGACUGUCAGCUCAGAAGAAGGAGCUACUGAACAUGUCCCUGACCUGUCUGGGAAAUCCUGGUACCAGUCUGAGCAAAGAGGACCUGAGCUCUUUGGGUGGCUUGGUCUGUGACAUGGAGCCGGCGGUCAUCCUGGAGUCAGACCCCCACGUCCUGGACAACCUGAAGCGCUGCUCCCAGCUGACGGCAGGACAGCGGGAUGCCCUCAAUGCUCUCCUUCGCAGCGGGGCCACGUGGCUGGGGUAG
Antechinus flavipes (yellow-footed antechinus) is the source of this 2169-nucleotide messenger RNA. RefSeq lists its product as uncharacterized. Lineage: Eukaryota; Metazoa; Chordata; Mammalia; Dasyuromorphia; Dasyuridae. The transcript has 17 exons. Gene Ontology annotation, cellular component: cell surface. Gene Ontology annotation, biological process: cell-matrix adhesion. The coding region runs from base 1 to 2169 and encodes 722 amino acids. The record is from RefSeq and is a predicted model, not a curated record.